Molecule: messenger RNA, 669 nt
Organism: Lachnellula hyalina
Lineage: Eukaryota; Fungi; Ascomycota; Leotiomycetes; Helotiales; Lachnaceae
Exons: 3
Coding region: 1-669 (222 amino acids)
Biological process (GO): reciprocal meiotic recombination; meiotic DNA recombinase assembly
Cellular component (GO): Rad51B-Rad51C-Rad51D-XRCC2 complex; replication fork; Rad51C-XRCC3 complex
Molecular function (GO): crossover junction DNA endonuclease activity; four-way junction DNA binding
Source: RefSeq, a predicted model, not a curated record
AUGCUACCGGAGCUCCUAAAAGAUCUGGAGAAGCUCGCCGCGACUCGCAAUAUCGCCGUCGUCGUCUUAUCACAAUGUGUGACGAAAAUGCGUCCAGGAUGUGGUGCAGUUCUUGUCCCCGCUGUCAGCACUACUGCGUGGGAGCAAGGUCUCGGUUGUAGAGUUGCUUUAUUCAGGGACUGGGGAUGGAACAAUGAAGAUGGACAAGCCGUAAAUAAUGUGAGGUUAGCCCAAGUCAUUAAGGCUGAAGGAACUGCUCUACCUGAUGGGAGACAGAAGGUGGUGGGGUUCUUCAUCGAUGAGAAUGGAUUGGAGCUUCUAGAUCUACCAUCAACCACUCUUUUCGACCCCUCCCGCCCACAACUUCCAGCGGCAAGGAAUUUACCGUCCACUCCAAUCCUCCCGCAGAAACGAAAGAUUUCAGCAACUGACCUUGAGGUGCCAGAUAGUGAAGGCGAAGAUGAUGAAGACUACGGUUGGGCUGAAGACGACGAGGAGGCUGUGCCUGUCAUGCCACCACAAUGGCAAGGCAGCGAGGACAUCUUGAUACCUCCUCAAGGAGAGCUUGAAGUUGAAGACGCAGAGGAGGAACAAGAAGAUGAAGUAGAGGGCGAGGAAGAGGGCCCGAAAGAAGAGAUAGAUGAUAGCGAAGAUGAACUUGCUCUUUGA